AUGGAGGAUUGCAGCGUUUAUGAUGAUUCUCAUGUUCAAAAUGUCACUUGUUCUUCACAGGCUCUCGAUUCUAUCUGGGUUCCAAAUUCUUCUUCACCUUCUUUCCAUGUCCCUGCUUCCAUGGUGAAUUUCCAAAAUGCCCACGAAGAUCAAGAUCCUCCUCGAACACAAUUCAUCGAACAAGACGAUAACGUCGAGCAGAAUCAAAACGAGUUCGAAGACUUUUAUCCCCGGCCCGAAAAGAAGAGGCGGCUCAACCCGAACCAGGUCCGAUUUCUCGAGAAGAGCUUCGAGGUGGAAAACAAGCUCGAGCCCGACCGGAAAAUCCGGCUGGCUAAAGAACUCGGCUUGCAGCCUCGACAGGUGGCGAUUUGGUUCCAAAAUCGAAGAGCCCGGUCCAAAACCAAGGUUCUUGAGAAAGAAUAUGAUUCUCUGAAAGCAAGCCAUGAUAAGCUCAAGGCUGAUUAUGAUUCCCUUUUUGCAGAGAAUGAGAAGUUGAAAAAUGAGGUUCAGCUGCUGAGAAAGAAACUGAUUUCGAAAGAGGGUUUAGAGAAGGAGCCCGAAAAAUGCGAGCCCGUGAUAAGCCCGCUCGAUUUUCAUCCAAAGAUUACGUUUUUAUUGGGAAAUAGCGGCUCGGAGGUUGUACCCGAGACAGGGUACAAGCAGGAAGAUGCGGCCAGCUCGGCAAAGAGCGAUGUGUUCGACUCGGACAGCCCACAUUGUGCGGAUGGGAAUAACUACUCGCAUGUUUUCGAGUCGGAUUUUUCGCAAGACGAGGAUGAAAACGUUAAAAAGAGCCUCUUGCACUUGCCCAAAAUCGAAGUCGAAUGGUGUGGUGAUGAUGAUGAUUUGCAGCCAAAUUCAUGCAAUUUGGGGUUUCCUGUACAGGAUCAAGGCACUUGGUUCUGGCAAUAUUGA
Messenger RNA from Striga hermonthica, 918 nucleotides. Lineage: Eukaryota; Viridiplantae; Streptophyta; Magnoliopsida; Lamiales; Orobanchaceae. The record is from the annotation of a GenBank genome assembly.